Messenger RNA from Cordyceps fumosorosea ARSEF 2679, 2451 nucleotides. RefSeq names its product Glycosyl hydrolase 92. NCBI's taxonomy places the organism in Eukaryota, Fungi, Ascomycota, Sordariomycetes, Hypocreales, Cordycipitaceae. Gene Ontology annotation, cellular component: nucleus; cytosol. The transcript has 2 exons. Gene Ontology annotation, molecular function: carbohydrate binding; peptide-N4-(N-acetyl-beta-glucosaminyl)asparagine amidase activity. The record is from RefSeq and is a predicted model, not a curated record. Bases 1 to 2451 code for a protein of 816 amino acids. Gene Ontology annotation, biological process: protein quality control for misfolded or incompletely synthesized proteins; protein deglycosylation; carbohydrate metabolic process.
AUGACGCCUUCACCUGCUCUCAAGCUCCUCGCGCUGUCCCUCCUCCCAGCCCUCGCCCGGACAGCGGCCACGAUAUCCUACGACAAUGUUGACAAGACUCACUACGACCCCCUCGACUACGUCGACCAGCUGAUCGGCUCCAGCAACGGGGGCAAUGUCUUCCCCGGCGCCACCGUGCCCUAUGGCAUGGCCAAGGCCGUCGCCGACACCACCAGCGGCAGCAACCAGGGCGGCUUCACCCUCGACGGCUCGCCCGUCUCCGGCUUCAGCGUCCUGCACGACUCCGGCACCGGCGGCUCGCCCUCCCUCGGCAACUUCCCGCUCUUCGCCUACGCCACCUGCCCCGACGACGACGUCAACCGCUGCGACUUUCCCAAGAAGACGCGCGCCCAGCACGGCACCUUCAAGAACGACACCGUCGUCGCCAAGCCGGGCUACUUUGGCAUCGCCCUCGACGCCGGGCCCAAGGUCGAGAUGACCGCGACGCACCACGCGGCGCUCUUCAAGUUCACCUUCCCGGGGGCCAAGGCGGGCGACAAGCCGCUGAUCCUGCAGGACCUGUCGGACCUGUCCAACUCGCGCCAGGACAACGGCACCGUCUCCGUGGACCCUUCCACGGGGCGCAUCCGCGGCGGCGCCGUCUUCGUGUCCAGCUUCUCCCAGGGCACCUACACGGCCUACUUCUGCACCGACUUCAAAGGGCCGCCGGUCGCCGACGCGGGCGUCUUCGUGGACAGCCGCGCCAGCACCGCCGUGCACAACCUGACCAUCUCGCGCUCCAUCAACGGCUACCCGCUGCCCGGCGGCGCCUUUGUGCGCUUCGCCGACGGCCGGACCCCCGUGUACGCGCGCGUCGGCGUCAGCUUCAUCAGCGAAUCGCAAGCCUGCGCCAGCGCGGAGCGGGAAAUCCCGAGCUUUGACUUUGACAGGCACGCGCGCGAGGCCCGGGACGCGUGGAAGGCCAAGCUCAUCAACAUCAAGGUCGACACCACCGGCGUCGACCCGUCCUACGUCAAGAACUUCUACUCGGGCGUGUACCGCACCAUGGUCAACCCGCAAAACUUUACCGGCGAGAACCCGCUGUGGAGUGACGGGGAGCCGUACUUUGACUCGUUCUACUGCAUCUGGGACCUGUUCCGGUCGCAGCUGCCGUUCCUGACCAUCCUGGACCCGGCGGCGGUCGCGCAGAUGGUGCGCUCGCUCAUCGCCACGUACGAGCACGACGGCUGGCUGCCGGACUGCCGGAUGAGCCUGAGCCGCGGGUACACGCAGGGCGGCUCCAACGCGGACAACGUGCUGGCCGACGCGUACCUCAAGGGCGUGACGGACGGCGUGGACUGGGACAAGGGCUACGCGGCGGUCAAGAAGGACGCCGAGGUCGAGCCGUUUGACUGGUGCUGCCACGGCCGCGGCGGCAUCGACUCUUGGGAUGCUCUCGGCUACAUCCCGGUGCAGGAUUUCGAUUACAAGGGGUUCGGGACGUUGACGAGGAGUCUGAGUCGCACGCUGGAGUACGCGUACAAUGACUUUGCGAUUGCGCAGAUGGCGGGGGGCAUGGGGAAGGAGCAGGAGAGGCAGCGGUUCUUGAGGGCGAGCGGGAAUUGGGAGAGCUUGUGGCGAGCGGAUCAGGGGUCCAAGUACGCCAACGGGACAGACACGGGCUUCACGGGGUUCUUCCAGCCAAAGUAUGCGAACGGCACCUGGGGAUACCAGGAUCCGCUCAAGUGCAGCAACCUGGACGACAAGAGCGUGUGCUCGCUGCAGAACAGCGGACCGGAGACGUUUGAGAGCAGUAUCUGGGAGUACGGGUUCUUCGUCCCCCACGACCAGGCCACCCUCAUCACCCUCCUCGGCGGCCCCGACGCCUUCCGCCGCCGCCUCGACUACCUGCACGACGCCGGCAUCACCUACAUCGGCAACGAGCCGGCCUUCCUCACCGUCUUCCAGUACCACUACGCCGGCCGGCCGGCCCUCUCCGCCGAGCGCGCCCACUUCUACAUCCCGCGCUUCUUCCAGCCCACGCCGCCCGGCCUCCCCGGCAACGACGACAGCGGCGCCAUGGGCUCCUUCCUCGCCUUUAGCAUGAUGGGCCUGUUCCCCAACCCGGGCCAGGACGUGUACCUCAUCACCCCGCCGUUCUUCUCGUCCGUGUCGAUAAAGCACCCGCUGACGGGGAAGACGGCGCGGGUGAGAAACGUCAACUUUGACGCGACGUAUGCGAGUAUCUACAUACAGAGCGCGACGCUGGAUGGGGAGCCGUAUACGAAGAAUUGGAUUGAUCACUCGUUUUUCACGGAGGGAAAGGAGCUGGUGCUGACGCUGGGGAGGAACGAGAGUAGCUGGGGGACGAAGGUGGCUGACUUGCCGCCGAGUCUGGGGAGCUAUGCGGGAUACAACCAGACGUACUCGAAGAGAUGGGCGGUUCCGAGCGGUGCGCUGCAGAUGUACUAG